AUGUCUGAAAGUCCUGAGGGCCACAGCCGGCCUUAUGACUUCAGCCGCACCAGCGCUUGCGCGCAGCUUUUGGGUCAGGAGGGUUUUGGUAGUAGUGCCUCCUUCCAGGUACCCCAUGGUGUCUUGCCAGACCCGAGUCGCAUUUACAACAAAAGCUGUUACAGUGGUAUCGCAUCGACAUCCGCUCAAGCCUUUUUCCCCUUCCCAUCCGUCUCCACCGACUACAGGCCCUCUGAGCUACAGGCUGGAGACUUUGGGCAACCCAAGCAUUGGUAUCCCUUUGCAGACUACACAGGCCAAUUACCUGGCGUAUCUGCAGCAAUCCAGCCUAUAAACCUUAGCACCCCUGAAGCCGAGACGGCGGAGCAAAUCAAACUACCUGAAAUAAAGAUGGAGAAGGUCGCCCGCGAGGACUACUCAUCCGAGAUAAAAGUUCAGCAGUACUUGACUCCCCAAGCCUCCAACGAUAUGGCCCAUGGGUUAUUCUACGCUAGGACUGGGACCUGGAACCCGUCCUUUUGGUCCUUCCCGUCACCUGGCAGCGGUAGUCAAACUCCCUCCACAUCUUCGACAUCUUCCCCAUCGCUGUCCCCCUCACCCCCGAGCAACGGACUUCCGGGGAACGGGUAUUUCAGCGUGAACACACCUCAGGUUGUCCCUGAGGCCCAGCAGCAGAGGCCGGCCGCCUCCCGACGAAGUGCCGCGUCCUCCAAUCAAGGAUGCAAGGAAGAACAGGAAACUGUUUCCACUGAAGAGCUGGAGCAGUUUGCCAGGGAGCUCAAACACAAGCGCAUUACUCUGGGUUUUACCCAGUCAGAUGUUGGCCUUUCACUGGGAAGCCUUUAUGGAAAAAUGUUCAGCCAAACUACCAUUUGUCGUUUUGAGGCUCUGCAACUGAGCUUUAAGAACAUGUGCAAGCUGAAGCCUCUUCUGCAGAAAUGGCUGGAUGAGGCGGAGAACUCGGAAAAUCCUCAGGAUAUGUACAAGAUUGAGCGAGUUUUUGUUGACACCAGAAAAAGAAAGCGGAGGACCAGUCUGGAGGGGGCAGUGCGUGCUGCUCUAGAGUCCUAUUUCAUCAAGUGUCCCAAACCGAACACCCAAGCAAUUAAGCACAUUUCGGAUGAUCUGGGCCUGGAGAGAGAUGUGGUACGUGUUUGGUUUUGCAACCGGAGACAGAAGGGGAAGCGCUUGGCUCUGCCGCUGGAUGAGGAAUUGGAAGGCCAGCUGUAUGAGCAGAGUCCUUCCCCCAUUCCCAGUCAGGCCUACCCAGGGCCCAGUUUCACUGGAGGCCCUCCUCCCACGCUCUACAUGCCUCAACUUCCCAGGCCUGAUGUCAUGAAACAAGCCCUGAAUCCUGGAGUGGUUGGGCACCCAACUAGAUAAAGCCAUAGUCCAACCAGAACCACAGAUUGCCUUUCAAAAAUGUGCCCAACUUGCCUCGGAAAGGAAGCUCUACAAAUGCAGCAAUCAAACCAUCUGAUCGUAUCUGAGUUGUGUGAGGGUGAAAUCAAAGUGGUUUCCUGUUUCAGCUGUAGUGAUGGUGAAAUGCCUUAUAUCACUGUGUUCUGUGACCUUGAACUACUUUGACCUCAUAUAGCAAAAGGGGAUGUUAAGUUGCACAUUUAUUGCAUGACUAUGCAUUGGCCAGUGAGUCCAUAGUCUUUGAGUUUAUGUGCUGUGACUAUAUGGACCAGAUGUGGAGUGAGGCUUGGUCUGUAAAUGCUCGAGAGCUGGGGUGUUUUAGUUGUGCAUAAUUCUGGGUAGGCUUUCUGUGGUGCCAACAAGGGAAAAGCAAGGGAGGGACACCUCUUUAA
Pelmatolapia mariae (spotted tilapia) is the source of this 1814-nucleotide messenger RNA. It is a transcript of the gene pou5f3, whose product is annotated as POU domain, class 5, transcription factor 3. Gene Ontology annotation, molecular function: RNA polymerase II cis-regulatory region sequence-specific DNA binding; DNA-binding transcription factor activity, RNA polymerase II-specific. The transcript is spliced from 5 exons. The record is from RefSeq and is a predicted model, not a curated record. Gene Ontology annotation, biological process: regulation of transcription by RNA polymerase II. Bases 1 to 1383 code for a protein of 460 amino acids. NCBI's taxonomy places the organism in Eukaryota, Metazoa, Chordata, Actinopteri, Cichliformes, Cichlidae.